GUUCUUCUUGAAAACAAGAAGAUCAUAGUUUUCCUUGCAACUAACAUAACCUAAAUUGCAUUCUAUGCAGGAGGUAAUGAAUUUCUUUGAACAGCUGAUUACAGGCAUGGGUCAAAAUGUCAAGUUCUGCAUACAACACGUGUGCGAAGGAGAUGAGCUUAUAGGAGCAGCAAACUGGCACAUGGAAUGGAAAGACAAACAGAUCCCCUACACCCGAGGCUGCAGCUUCUUUGAAUUCUCCAAAAAAGGGGAAAAAAUAAUACUCAAGAAAGCCCAAAUUAUCAUUGAAUCACCAAUCAAACCAGGAAGUGUAGUGCUGAGUCUGUUAAAGACAGUGACUGCACUCUUUGAUGGUUUCCCAAAAACUACCGAAUGGUUCCUAAAGAGUCCUCAUAUCGUUUUUCAAUGGUUAUGGAAGAUAUACACAAUACUUUUCGCACCACUUGUAGACAGCUACUUAAGGCUUUGGAACCUUGCAGCUCGAUUGCUCAGCUAUGCAUACUACAUUGUGCUUUACAUUGCAAAGUUUUUCUUCAAGUAGAGAGGAUCAGACAAUGCCAGCGUUAGAAGGACAGAUAAAUCACCUUUCAGUCAUCAUUGUUAUCGCGACUCCACCA
This is a messenger RNA of Prunus avium (sweet cherry), 617 nucleotides long. Its product is annotated as Nuclear transport factor 2 (NTF2) family protein. Lineage: Eukaryota; Viridiplantae; Streptophyta; Magnoliopsida; Rosales; Rosaceae. The record is from RefSeq and is a predicted model, not a curated record.